Pipistrellus nathusii (Nathusius's pipistrelle) is the source of this 558-nucleotide messenger RNA. The record is from the annotation of a GenBank genome assembly. Lineage: Eukaryota; Metazoa; Chordata; Mammalia; Chiroptera; Vespertilionidae.
AUGAGUGCAAGUACAUGCGAUGGUAGAGUGGUGAAUUCUAGACAAGCUCGAGAAUUUUGUACAGCUGGGGGUGGAGGCCCAGCUCCCGAGAUGGUCUUGGAAUCAAAACUGAUAGAACUCGGAGAGAGUGAGGAAGUGGUUGACCUCACCUCUGACUCUCUAGAACCUGCAGUGAUUGACCUAACUGACCAUGACGCUGUUGUGAUUGUUGAGGAAAGGAGGAGGCCAAGGAGACUCACAAGGCCAUUGAGAAGACAAGCUGGCAUCUGUGUGGUGAGCAGCGACAAGAAGCGGGUGAUGAGAGACAGAGAUGUAUAUGUGACCAACAGUGCUUCCCACAAUGCCCUGGAAAAAGAAACACUACCUGGUUAUAUCCAGUGCCGGAUUUGUAUGGAUGGGUACUUGGAGAUGGAAUUGAGUAGACGACACAUCUAUUCUACAGCUUGUGGCCACAUCUUCUGUAGUCAGUGCCUCUGCACUUUCCUUAGAAAUACUAAAAAUUGCCCAGUUUGUUUGAAAAAAAUUGACCGCCAUCAGUACCACCGCAUUUAUAUAUAA